Molecule: messenger RNA, 930 nt
Organism: Rubroshorea leprosula
Lineage: Eukaryota; Viridiplantae; Streptophyta; Magnoliopsida; Malvales; Dipterocarpaceae
Source: the annotation of a GenBank genome assembly
AUAGGACGAUUCGCAGAAAAUCAGAACUCCUCAAUCGACCUUCUCUCCUCCGCAAUCGAAGACGACGGAAACGAGAGCUUCCUUCCUCUCGUCGCCGGCAACCUCACCGCGCUUUUAUUUCAGGUUGAUAUAGGAACUGUGAAAUAGAAUUGAGAUUCCAAGAAGCAAUCAAUCAAUAGAAAAUGCAGGCAUCAAGGGCAAGGUUAUUUAAGGAAUACAAGGAGGUGCAAAGAGAAAAAGUAGCAGAUCCAGAUAUUCAGCUAGUUUGUGAUGAUUCCAACAUAUUCAAGUGGACUGCUCUAAUCAAGGGACCAUCUGAGACUCCAUAUGAGGGUGGAGUCUUCCAACUUGCUUUUGCUGUUCCUGAACAAUAUCCUUUGCAACCUCCUCAAGUGCGAUUCUUGACAAAAAUAUUUCAUCCAAAUGUGCAUUUUAAGACAGGAGAGAUUUGUCUUGACAUCUUGAAGAAUGCAUGGAGCCCUGCUUGGACACUACAGUCUGUUUGUAGAGCUAUAAUUGCUUUGAUGGCUCACCCAGAACCUGAUAGCCCACUGAAUUGUGAUUCUGGCAACCUUUUACGCUCAGGCGAUCUCAGAGGGUACCAAUCUAUGGCAAGAAUGUACACCAGACUCGCUGCUAUGCCAAAGAAAGGAUGAGAAGUGGUAAAGCUGUGAAAAUGUCUUAAUUCUUAAGUUUGUUUUAAAAUGUUAGUAACUAGUACACUAGCCCAUCCUCGUAAUAAAAAUCUAGAAGACACUACUUGUUUGGCUGUCAACCAUUCUGAUGGCAUAUUUUAUCUAAUGCAAUGGAUUGUUGUAACAAUCAAAAUUUUGGUCUCUGGAGACUUAUCAAGGUGAGCUUUGUCUCCACAGACGUGAUAUAUCUUUCCCGUCCUUUAGGUUUAUGUGAGGAUAAAUCCAAUUACUAUGA